Tyto alba (common barn owl) is the source of this 2621-nucleotide messenger RNA. RefSeq names its product nitric oxide associated 1 (gene NOA1). The transcript has 7 exons. Lineage: Eukaryota; Metazoa; Chordata; Aves; Strigiformes; Tytonidae. Bases 47 to 1897 code for a protein of 616 amino acids. Gene Ontology annotation, molecular function: GTP binding. The record is from RefSeq and is a predicted model, not a curated record.
UGCGCGGUUCGUUAAGCCCCGCCCGCCGCGAGGCGCCGGUGCCGCCAUGCGCCGCCUGGUCCCGGCGCUCCUGGGCCGCUGGGCCCGCGCCUGGGCCUCGCUGCCGCGACGCGGGGCGGCGGUAGCCGGCGGCGAGGAGGAGCGGUUCGUCUUCCUGGAGUACGAGCCGGAGCCGGGUGAGGCGGCGACAGCGGCCCCGCCGCCCCGUCGGGAGCGGCAGCAGCGGCAGCAGCGGCAGCCGAAGCCGGCAGCGGCGGCGGGGUGUCCCGACGCCUCGAUGCUGCCGAGCGGGGUGAGCUGCUCGGGCUGCGGGGCCGAGCUGCAGUACCGCGACGGCGCGGCGCCGGGCUUCGUGCCGGCGGAGAAGUACCGGAGCCUGUCGGAGAGCGCGGCGGGGCUACGGGGCGCCGUCUGCCAGCGCUGCUGGCAGGUGACCCACCACGGCCGCGCCCCGGGGCUGCGGCUGCCCCCCGAGCAGCACCGCCUGGUCGUCGGCGCCGCCCUGCGCAGCCCCCCGCGCCACGGCCACGGCCCGCUCCUCCUCUACAUCCUCGACGUGCUGGAGCUGCCCGACCCGGUGCUGCCGCAGCUGGCGGGGCUGCUGGACCCUGACAUCCCCGCCGCCGGGCUGCUGGUGGUGGGCAACAAGGUAGACCUGCUGCCCGCCGACUCCCCCGGGCACCUGGGGCGGCUGCGGCGGCGGCUGGCGGCGGCCUGUGCCCAGGCCGGCCUGCGUGGGGCCCCACUGGUGGACGUCCGCCUGGUGAGCGCCAGGACGGGCUUCGGCAUGGAGGGGCUGGUCAGCCGGCUGCAGCGGUCCUGGAAGUGCGCCGGCGACGUCUACCUGCUGGGCGCCACCAACUCCGGCAAGUCAACGCUCUUCAACACCCUCCUGCGCUCCGACUACUGCAAGUCCCGCGCCCCCAACAUCGUCGACAGGGCCACCGUCUCCCCCUGGCCAGGAACAACACUGAACCUGUUGAAAUUUCCAAUUAUUAAUCCUACAUGUGACAGGAUAUUCCGAAGGCAGGAGAGGCUGAAAGAGGAGGCAACAAAAACAGAAGAUCAACUAAGCAGUGAAGAAAAAAAGUACCUUAAUCAACUUAAAAAGCAAGGUUACUUUGUGGGAAGAGUUGGAAGAACAUUUCAACAACAGAAGGCUAGCCCUGUGAUUGACUUUGACCCUGACAUGCUCUCCUACAGCAUAGAUGAAGAGCCCAGACAUUCCCCUAGGAAGCCUGAGGAAAGGGAGGAGUUCACAUACAAUGAAGUGAAGGAUGCUCGCUGGUGUUUUGACACUCCAGGGAUUGUAAAGGAAGACUGUGUUUUAAAUCUUCUGACAGAGAAAGAAGUAAAGCUGGUUUUGCCAACAAAUGCCAUCAUUCCACGGACCUUUAUUCUCAAGCCAGGAAUGGUCUUGUUUUUAGCAGCCUUGGGACGUGUAGACUACUUACAGGGAGAAAAGUCCGCCUGGUUUUCUGUCGUGGCUUCUAACCUGUUGCCAGUCCACAUUUCUACCCUGAGUAAUGCAGAUGCCAUCUACAAGAAACAUGCUGGCCAAGAGUUAUUAAAGGUUCCCAUGGGUGGGGAAGAGCGAAUGAAAGAGUUCCCCCCACUUGUCCCUCAGGACAUUACGCUGAAAGGAAUUGGUACCACUGAGGCAGUUGCAGAUAUCAAGCUUUCUUCUGCAGGCUGGGUGGCAGUGACGGCUCACGCGGAAGAGAAAUUGCUGCUCCGAGCCUAUACUCCUGAGGGCACCACGGUGGUGGUUCGGGAGCCUCCCCUUUUGCCAUAUAUCAGUACCAUCAGAGGGGCCCGGAUCGCAGGCACUGCUGCCUAUAGAACCAAAAAGCCUCCCUCCCUGGUGGAAAACCUGAAAACCACGGAGAAGAGAUAGCACUUCUCAUCGUCUGAGCAAGGUAGAAGGCAGAACAGCUUCUGGAGAACCUUAUUGCUUAUUGAUAUGCAGGAGAGCUUGGGCUCCUUUUUAAAGGCAGACAGGCACAUUUCUGAAAGCAGGCCUGAGGGGAACUCCACAAGUCUGCACCUGAUCCAGCUGCUGAACUGCAGCCGUUUUGAAUGAUCUAAGUGGCUGAUACCUUGCUGUGAGAGGUGAAACGGCUUCUCCUGGGACCUGCCAGUAUCUGUGAGCAAAUCCCUUUACCUGUUCCCUCUUGAAAUACUGGAUGGAAACUCACUUGCCUGCCUUGGGCUGGCUUUGCUGUUCACAGACUAGGUCUUCUCUUGCAGAUGUGCUCCUAUAGGUCAGAAAUCACCUUGUUCUUGGAGGCUUUACAGUGUUUCCAAAGUGGGAGGAGGCGGGGGGGGGGGGGGGGGGGGGGGGGGAGGAGCAGGGACUGCUCCAAUGUGGGUAUGACCCUCCUAGUGGCUGAUACUAACUCAACAACAUCAACCAAAAAUCAGGUCCUUUCAGUAUCUGGGGCAGAUGAAGGAGUGCAACUCUCUGCUUUUGGACACAGGAAAGGUGAAUUAGUGCAAAGCAGGUCUGCUCAUACGCCUGAAGAGGAAACUUGCAACUCACUGCUUUGAUUUGGCUUCUGUAGCUUGUGUAAAGGUUUCUGAAAGUGAGGGUGUAGAAUAAAACUUUUCAAAGGCCCUUA